AUGGCUGGUCAAAAAUCUAGCUGUGAGAGAGAUUUCACGGAAGGAGACGAAUUGGAGUCGGUGGAAGUCGUGGCCGACGAAAAAUCCCGAAAUCCUCCAAAGAAAAAGUACCACCUCCUAAUUAACUCGUACAUGAACAGCGGGUCUCGCUUUACAAGCAGUCUAUUUGGUUUUAGAUCGGACUCUUUCUACUUCUAUGAACCUUUAUGGAAUUUCCAUAUCUGGGAGUACUACCACGAGCCCAACUACGUCUGCAGCUCCAUAGACGGUUCAUCAAACUGCAGAGCGCUGUCAACUACUUAUGUAAACGCCCCAAAGCCAAAAGAACGCGUGAAAAAGCCGAAGGUCACCAACGUCAAAACGGACUCGACCAUUACGGGGCUAAUGAAUGACGUUCUAGAAGAUAUAUACUCAUGUGACUUCACUCGAAUCGAGAAUCUCGUGGUUAGCGGCGUGCACGACCUGGAAAGCCUCGCUGGACCAAGCUGGGCAAAAUACAAGAGUUGUGUUUUGGCGAGGAAGCCGAAAGUAACAUGUUUGAAAGAGCAGGAGCAGAGAUGCAAAGCAGCAACGCACAUUGUUACAAAAGUGUUAAGAAUAACCACAGGAUCCCUUCAACCAUUAUUGGAGAGAAAACCAAAUUUGAAAGUGAUACAGCUGUUUCGAAAUCCGUUCGCUGUUAUAAAUAGUAGGACGCACAGUAAGGGAUAUCCUGUGAGAGAUUUUACAGCAAAUGCGGCAAACCUAUGCAAGAAAAUGCACUGGGACUUCACCGGCGCUUUAGAACUUCAGAAGGAAUACCCAGGAAGGGUGAAAAUCAUAUUCUAUGAAGAUCUCAAAUCAGACGUAGAGGGAAAAAUGAAGACUUUGACGGAUUUUAUCGGAAUGGAUUAUGAUGUAAAUGUGAUUAAGAAAUAUAACACAGUGAAGACGAAUGUUGCUAAAGCGAACACACCAUCUCUAGUGAAAGAGAGAAAAGAAGACAAUGCCCAUUGGUGGAGGUCACAUAUGUCUUUUCCCACGUACCAGAAAACACUGGAUAAAUGUAGGGAGGUUGUUAAAGAGUUUAAUUUAACAGUUUUUACUGAUAGUAAAAUGUUGACUCAGUCUAACAUUUCUGAAUUGAUUCUACCAAAGUAUUUGACAAUAUGA
This is a messenger RNA of Mya arenaria, 1152 nucleotides long. RefSeq lists its product as uncharacterized. Gene Ontology annotation, biological process: sulfur compound metabolic process; N-acetylglucosamine metabolic process. The coding region runs from base 1 to 1152 and encodes 383 amino acids. Gene Ontology annotation, molecular function: N-acetylglucosamine 6-O-sulfotransferase activity. The record is from RefSeq and is a predicted model, not a curated record. NCBI's taxonomy places the organism in Eukaryota, Metazoa, Mollusca, Bivalvia, Myida, Myidae. The transcript has 5 exons.